This is a messenger RNA of Necator americanus (New World hookworm), 2727 nucleotides long. RefSeq lists its product as uncharacterized. Bases 1 to 2727 code for a protein of 908 amino acids. The transcript is spliced from 25 exons. Gene Ontology annotation, molecular function: GTP binding; GTPase activity. Gene Ontology annotation, cellular component: microtubule cytoskeleton; cytoplasm. NCBI's taxonomy places the organism in Eukaryota, Metazoa, Nematoda, Chromadorea, Rhabditida, Ancylostomatidae. The record is from RefSeq and is a predicted model, not a curated record. Gene Ontology annotation, biological process: protein folding.
AUGGGUCUGCUGACGAUUUUACGUAAACAAAGGGAGCGAGAACGUGAAAUUCGCGUACUAAUUCUUGGUCUGGACAAUGCAGGGAAGACUACUGUGACUAAGAAGUUCUUAGGCGAAGAACUAAGUACUGUGGAACCUACUCUCGGUUUCAAUAUCAAAACAGUGAACUUCCACGAGUUUACGAUCAAUUUCUGGGACGUUGGUGGCCAGAAAAGUCUUCGCUCUUACUGGAGAAACUACUUUGAGCAAACGGAUGCACUUAUAUGGGUGGUGGACUCCGGAGACCAAGAGCGUAUGCUUGCAUGUCGAGAGGAACUGAGGUCAUUGCUUGGCGAGGAACGCCUUUCAGGUGCAACUCUGCUUGUGCUUGCCAACAAACAGGACUUGCCCAGUUCUCUUCGAGUUGCUGAUAUUGCAAAGAUGAGCUGUGGCGGUCACGUCGAAUUUGUGUUCCAUUAUCGGGUCACGGAAUUCAUGAGACUAAUUGUUGAUAAUCUUGACCGGAUGGAAACGGACUCUGCAAAGGAUGUAGCUGAAUGGAUGAUGAAGAGAAUCAGAGGGCGUGUCUGUACAUCCACUGCUCGUUUUUCGAUUGACGAGGAAGAUGAGGCUUAUGUUGACAAUAUAACGGUGCCUUUCCUAUGCGAUUUGCUUCACACUUGUCAGAAACGUCAAGUAGAGCGCGUUGAUUUUGAAGUUGAUAGUGAACCUCGAACCGUUUGCUGGAAAUGUUACUGCUACACUGAUGAAGAAAGUCCGUUGAGGUCUUGUGACGAAAGUAUGACACUGGAAGCAAAAUCCGUAGAGGGGGACUUGGAAGAUUCCUUUAUUGACUUUCUGAACAGACUAGAACAACGUCAGGAACUCAUCAAGGAAUCUGCUCUUCGUAUUCUUUCUCCUCUACGCACUACUGUUGUAUCUGAACAUAACCGACUCGAGAAAUCUGUUCAGACCGCCCCAAGUUGCCUUCCACCCGACGUAUUUGUUCCAGAGUUGCCUCCUCCUGACCUGUACCAGUGCCACGAUGCUCAGUUAGAUGAUGGAAGUGUAGACAAUUUUGUGGAUGCACUCUUUGAUUUCGAACCAAAGUUCGAUAUCCUCAAAAAUGUGAGAACAGUGAGGUGUGUUACUUCUCCUUCAUUUGUUUUAUCGAGAGACUUUUGCUGGAACUAUGAAGAUCUCACCCGGAACUGGGAACGUUCUCUGAAAGCGAUUAGUACAAUGUGGCCAUUAGAAGAUGCACGAUACAAAACGGUUUCUGGUCAGGAAACAUUGUCCAAUAUCGAGGACCUGAUAACUCUUCAAGAAACUGCGGUGAUUGCCCAUCAGAUGCAAAAGAGGUGGAAUCGAGUACGUGAUGAUGUUGGUCUGUCGAUGACUGCUGCUCUCAUCACAGGUGUUGGCGGAGUAAGCGAAGGAACGCAGGCGACUGCGGCAUCUGAGAAAGUGGAAAAGAAAAAAGAAAGUGAAGAGUGGGUCAAUGCUUUGCUGAAGAUGUUGGAGCAGAAACCGGCAAAAAGCAGAAAGCUUCUCAAAGGCCUAAUCAACUAUUCAAAAGAUCACAAAAGCAACAUUAGUUCUGAAUCAGACAAUGCUCAUACCGCUCUCAAUGUAUACGAGUACAUGAAAAUGAAGUUGAAGGAACAUGAAAGAGCAAAGAAAUCCGAAGUGAACGCGAAUCUGUCGGAAUUAAAACCCGAGAAACCGGAAAGAGAAGCGAAUCAACAUGAUAUUCGCGCUUAUAUGGUUGGAAGAAAGAUAUACGAUCCCUCUCGAAGGACCACCGGUGCGCAAACAGAUAUUCGAGAGUUUUGUAUCGGAAAAAAGAUGAAAAAAGCAACUAGAGCCGAAGUUGUCGAAGCAGCAGCAAAUACCUUUUCACCGGGAAGUGAGAAAGUGAAAUCAUCAAAGCCCAAGUCCACUUCGAAGCAACGUAUAGCUGGAAAGUACUACAAAUUGACUAAAUCACCCACACUUGCUGUUACCGGAGAGUCGCCGACGACUUUUGUUGGUGUAUCUCAGGGUUCUGCAGUGUAUGCGAAAAGCUUUAAAAUCGUUAACCUCUCUUGCAAAGAGCUGCAGAUUUCGAUGUCCGCUGUCGACUGGCCGGGACAGGUUCAACUCUUGCACCCUGAUUCUGUGACUCCAGUAGGAGCGGGACAAACAGCAGAAAUACCGGUUGCUAUCACUCGACCUCUAAAUGCUGGUGAAUCGGAGUGUCUGCAACUACGUGUUCUGCACAGAAACGUUCCGAUAUCCCACGCAAUCUCAUUCAAAUACAAUUCGUUGAAGGAACAUUGCGAAGGACCACAAUUAUCAGAUUUGGAUGAUCCGUGCGAUGUUCUCACUAAGCUUCAUAAAGCUCAAAAGAAAGCGCGCUGUCUAAGAUGUCCUCGUGGUCUUGAUGAGACGAAAAGUACCGAAGAAACCAUUCAUACAGUCAUCAAUAUGUUGAAGGACGAGGUGGAGAGCCUUUGUCGUGGAGUUUUUGCGGACGCAACCGUACAGGAAGAAAUGCAAACCGUUAGCGUUAAAUGCCCAUCCAAUUUUAUCAGCGAUGUUAUCGAAGCUGAGAUGCCCAUUGAGAGUGAGGGAAAAGAACAAGAGUUCCAAUAUGCUGAAAGCAACGAAGGAGACUCGAUUACUUCGGACUUUGAAAUUGUAGACGUAGACGAAGGAGGGAGCAUGUCUUCGGACCAGGAUGAGAUAGAUGCAUAUGUAGUUUAA